This is a messenger RNA of Pocillopora meandrina, 30734 nucleotides long. The record is from the annotation of a GenBank genome assembly. Lineage: Eukaryota; Metazoa; Cnidaria; Anthozoa; Scleractinia; Pocilloporidae.
AUGGGAAACAGUGAAUCAACAAAGAGAUUGACUGUUGAGAGAUCAGAAGAGGAAGGAACCCCAGGAAUUGUUAAGGUAAGAAACAGUUUAAAGGUGACACAGGUGAUUGCGAACUGGGUUUCAUCAGCCUCGUUUCAAUAUUGCAGCGCCUUUCAAUAUUCUUGAACUUUAAAAACUUAUAAUAUAUUCUAAAAUGGUUCAAGAUUUAAUUUACUUUCACGGAUUUCUUGCUAUGUAAGUGGCACACGUCUCUUUUGAAAAAACUCUUCAAUUAAAUUAGUGCCUCCAAUAUUGUCACCCACUAUAAAAGUGCAUCUGUUUAACAAGUUUGUAAUGAGCUACAUCCCCAACAUGUGGCUCUUUCACCCGGUUUUAUUCCCUUUCACUCCCCAGACUCUAUACCGUUCUCUGAUAGAUUUCUUAUAAUUAUAUUUCUGAGAAUUUAGUAUUAAACUAAGCCUUAUUGAUGUUUUCAGCCCUCUCAUAACCUCUCUGCAUCACAGAAAAUGUAUAGAUAAUGUGAGGAGAAAUUCCUUGUUGGUCACUUGCAGGAGUGGAAGGGUUACUGUGCUCACAUAGUAUGCGGGCACAGGUACAAUCCUUGUCAAAGUUUCAAUUCUGCUUUCAAAAUUUACUCUUUGCAAUGCUUUGAUUGCAGCUAAUUUUACCCCUUAGUGAAGUUCACCUAUCACAUGAUUUUGGCGACUGAGAAACAACCAGAUUGAAAGUCAGAUAAGUUUUGACAUGCUCUGUGACACUGAAAUAAAUCCAUCUUUUGUGUUCACUAAACAUGUAGAUUUCUGAACGGGUCAUACGACGUCUCAGAGGAGAAAUUGACUUACCCUUGAAAGGUGAUGAGGAUGUUACCCAAGGUAGGAUAUUUUUGUUUCACAUCUCAUCCAAGGAGGAAGAUUUCAGUAGUGAUAAUGGAUGCUGUAGUGACAGUGUGAUGAUUUAAUCUUUAAUUACUGGGCUUCCUGUGUAGUUUAGUGCCUGCAAACAUGUCAGCAAAGUUUUUAAUCCAUACAUGUCAGCUGACUUAUUUUUGUUAGGCCACCAUAUUUAUGUUGUACAGUAUGUAAGCACGAGGUUUUGUUGAAUAAAGCCUUGAUUUUCCAAGGAUCAAGCUUCUCUUUCAUAACAGAUGCCCUGUGUGUACAUUAUGGUGUCUGUUAAGGAUGACAAUGGCUGGUGAUAGCUGUUUAAAGUGAAGUCAAUCUUCUAAAAUACUCUGUGUUAUAUCAUUCUGUAUAAUGUUGAACUUAAUAGAUGACAUCAAUACGAUUUGGAAGGAAUUGCAGCAUGAGAAAGUCAGGAUGAAACAUCAGGAAGAACAUUUACAAGAGAUUUUGCAGAAUGCUUUUGAUGAGGUGAGUUGUAUUACUGGGCAAUUACUACAACCUUAAACAUUAUGGAAACAUCAUAAUAUCUCUCUACAUAUUAGGGCUCUACAUAUUGGGACUCUAUUGUGUAGGAUCUGGAAGUUGAUUGUGCUCACCAAAAACUACAUAUCUUGGAUCAAUAUCAGUACCUGGGCAACUGCCCACCUACCCCUCCCGUAACCCAACAUUAACCCUAACUUGUCAUCAAUUGACUGUUGUUGAGUUAGGGGGGGGGUAGGUGGGCAGUUGUCCAGAUACUGAUAUUGAUCCUAUAUUUUUAUGCAUUGAAUAAUAAUGUAAAUUAUAAUUACAGUUAUUUAAUUUUUUUUUGUUUUCAGGGAAGACAGGUUGAAGCUAAAAGGCUUAGAGAAAACAGAGGUAGAUUAGGAGACAAAGAUGUACAAGAGAUUGACAACCACUGGAGAAAACUGUUAGAAGAGAAAGAGGCUGAGUCAAAAACAAAAGAAAAUAGGCUUUUGGAAAAACUUACUAAUUUGGAGAAACAGGUAAUGGUGGUAAAAAUUUCAUUUUUACAAGCUCUAGUGUCCUCUUUCCAAGCCAUAUAAAAGUGAACUACCAGUAAUGUUAUAAACUUAAGAAACUUUGAAAACAACCCUACUUUAAGACAUAACUUCAUAAAAUAACUUUCUUUGCUGGCUUUGACAUAAAAAUUAAAACAUGCAGUUAUCUUAUCGAUGUUAGAUUUCAGAAAAGGAAGAAGUGACAUUGGAAAACUUUAAUCAAGCUGUAGAAGAGACAAAACAAAAAUUCAGGUAAGUUUCUGCCAAGUGAUUAGUAUGUUUCACAGGAAAUGCCAAUAAAACUGGCAUGAACUCUCACAUGAUUGGCUCUUUAGUUUGUAAGGUGAUUUUACCAUUUGUGCUGGGUGAGUCAAUUGUGUUUUAGUCAAUUUAUAUCCAACUUGAUUCUUUUUUUCAAUCACAGUGUACCAACAAAGGUCAUAGCUUGCCAACACCUGAAGAAUGAGGUACUUAAUUGCUACAAACAGAAUCCCAAUCAGGCAUUGAAGUGUUCACAGAAAGUUAGAGAUUUCAUCAACUGCGUGGAACAAUCUCAGUUAGUAAGUGUGUGAUAAAUCCUCUAUUCUUUCAAAAUUCAAGUGUACAUCAUUCUUAUCAUCAAUCCUCUCUUGUGCCCCUGGGGUGUAAGGUUAUGACCAGAGACUAACACUGCCUCUUUUCUUUAGCUUCUCUGUUGCAAUCCUUACCUGUGUAGGCAAAAUUUUCAAGAGACAAAUCUUUCUGAUUACCAGUACUUAUAGUUGGACAUUUGUCAAUUGGUGGAUUGUCCUCUUAGGGUUUAUAUUCCUAUGAUCUAGACUUUUUGUUAGUUAGCAAGGAUUUGGCUUUGAAAAGGGAUGUGGUAUGUGUCUCUGUGUGUUCCUUUUGCCAGUUGGUAACUUGGAGAAUAUGUUACUUUGUGUUAAACUCUUUCUGUUUUGUUUUUUGGAUGACGUAAAUUGUAAAUGCACCUUAUGUGCAUGAAUUAUUAUCAUUAUUUUUGUUAUUCUCUUUUAAUGUGAUGCUAUUGUAAGGGCUUGUGAUUCAUAUAUUCACAAACAAAUAUAUAUAGAUUAUUUUUUAAUUUAGUUUUACACAUACCCUUUUAUAAAUAAAGUUAUUAUUAUCACAGGAAAAUACUCAAUGAAGGAAAACAGUAGCCAUAGCACCACAUGAUACAAAGCCUUGCUUUGAAUGAGUGGCUGUGUCAACUAUACAAGAUGAACACUACGUCAAAGAAAUAUUUUAACAUGAAAUGAAGAAGGAUCAACCUUUAAUAUGCUUUCUGAGUUGAAAAAGACUCAACUGACAGUGCAAAGUGUUGAAGAACAAAACACUCAAAGUUUAUUUUGCAUGUGUUGAGAUUUCAAAAUAAGAUUGUGUUUUUGGUAUUUUGUGCAAUUAAGAGGAAGAAUAAAUGGUCUGGUUAGUUUUAAACUGAUUUUAAUUAAUCAUUUAUAAAAUGUUAGAGAUCAGUGCCCCAGUUUCCAGCCUAGGCAGGGGAAUCAAUCUGCUCCAAUAGCAUAGCUCAGGAUUUUUUUCUUUUAUUUUUUUUUUGGGGGGGGGGGUGGAAGGAUGGUAUUCCUAAUGAUUGGGUGCUCUUUGGUAAAAGGAUACCAGAAUCUUGCUUUAUAGGCGUGACCCAUUUCCCUCUAACCUCCAAUAAGAACAAACAGGAACGCAUAAACGAUAUGCAAUUGGCACAGACAACGUUUUUAGUAGUCAAUAGUGUCAAAGACCUCUAUUCUAUUCCUUCUUAAAAUUUUUUGCUUGAAAGUCUACCAUAUUUAGUCAACUUAUUCUAAUAAAUAUAAAUUCAGAAAAAAAAAGCAUUUGCGUGACAAAUGUGGCAAUGGUUCUCAUGAAUUCCUUGAGAUGGGAAACCUAUAGCCUACCCUAGGCGUUCAUCUUGUAAGACGGAACGAAAUAGUCAACGGCGCCGUUUACUAUCGAGCUUCGUCGUACUUACUGAAAUUGAACAUGCUAGAAAACGUAAUUGAACUCCGUAAAGAUACUUUGACAACUUCUGAAGUUACCAGUGUAACUUCUAUCACCUUCCGCGUUAGCAGUCAGCUAUAUCUUACCCCUCUAAGGAACAACGAGCAUUCCUGAUAUUUCUAAAGGAAAGCCUUUAUUCAACCCUUCGAAACGGGGCCUAAAAGAGCUAUCAUAUACAGCGUGAUACUGGGCUUUCGUAUUUUGCAGAUAAUAGCGUAUACGAUUCAGGCUGAAAAUUGCAAUACGUAUUGAUCUUGUCCGUUUUUAACCAUCCUCUGUCCAUCUUGGUUUUUUUUAAUGACUCUUUUUUUUGUCUUUCUCCGGGCAAACUAUUUUAACCCUAAAACUCCAAAGAUCUCGUCCAUAAUUCUCCCUCCUAGCUUCUUCAGAUUUCCUUGUAAUUUAGUUGAGAGAAUUUGGAGUUAGAUUAAGGUAACAUCUUCUACCUGAUAAGUUUGAGUAUUCUCAUAACCUGUUUGCCGGAUAAUGUAUGGAUAUUAUUGGGAGAAGUUUCAUUUUCAUCACUUAUGGGAGUUAAGGGUUAAGACUAUUGGCUUUCCUCCAAGUUGUGACGAAUAUCUGAAAAGAAGUGAAAGCUUGGUAAUACUGAAUAGAUCGUCCCGCAUGACAAUUGUUUGUGUUUAUCCUCUUUUCUUUUUAUUACUGAGUUUUUUUAAUUAAAAUUAUAGAUGCAAGAGCAAUAAUCGUGGAAAAAGCCAAUAAGUCCCUUGCCCCACUCCCCACGGUUUAUCAUUUGUCGCGGCGAAGUGGCAUCCCGUGCACGCUUUUUCCCGCCAAAACUGAAACUUGUCCAGGCGCAAAACAAAUUUUGUUACAAAUAUAAACUGAACUACGGUAGUUUUUUCUGUGCUUCUUUCCUCUCUAUAAUCUCAAAUAGCCAUCAUGAGAAGGAAACCGUGCACUUGCCUUCCUUAGAAAUCUAACUGCUCGUUAUUAUACCAAGGUAAGAUAUUGUUUCAAACUUGAAUUCAAUUUUUAAUUAUCCGCAUCUCGGAAGUCGUUUGCCGAAGUUGUGUCUGAGUGCAAUGGUUUGUGUCCGAUAUUAACAUGAUAUUUGUACUUUGUCUUUCAGGGGAUAUGUUAAAAGGAAAAUAAAGUUUACGCAGCUCGGUCCACCUUGACCCAUGGAACUACCACAGAAUUCUCAAGCUCGACAUAUCAAACAAGGCUUUGUGUAAGUAUUUUACUUCAAGUAACAAAUUACGUUCGCAUCUUUUUCUCGCAGUUUAAGAAUUUUUUCCUAUAAACUCCUUUUCAAACGUUUUUAUAUGGAGGUUACAUGUUCUAAUCUUUCGAUGUUCAUCUUCAUCGAUAUAUAUCAUGCAUGCAUAGAUGAAAUAAUUAGCUUUUGUAAUUAAUCGAAAUUAGCGUUAUUUAAACUUGUUUUUAAAUUGCGGUAGGAAACCCUUAAAUAAUCUGUGCUGGAUUUCGUAUUAUCUGUAAAUGACUGCUGAUAGAGGUGAAAUAUUCCCAGGCUAAAGUAGAAAAAAAAACAAUUAGUCCUUCAGCAGAAUUUUUGCAGUCACUGCUGUUAAUAUUCAUCAGACCAAGAAAGCCUUUUGUCCUUCCCAGGUUUAUGUUUAUGACUGUGAAUGGCUUCCAAAACUCAAACUUACCUAAACACUUAAUGGCUCUCCCGUUAUUUACUCUAUCAAAAUAUCAAGCUCUGUGUGUUUGGAAAAUGGAACAAAUUAACCCUUACUAUAACCAUGUACACUUAUUUGGAUGGUUGAGAAUCCAAUCACUCUUUGUUUACUUGGUAAAUAAUCUACCUGGUAUGUUGGUAGAACAUACGUAAGUCACAGCAGCUCGAAGCAAAAGGGACUGUUUUACAAACUUUUUGGGUGCAUUAGUGGAAAGAGUGCGGUCUACUGCUUUUAAAAAUUAAAAAGUAAUGUUCUCUUCUAUAUUUCAUUUAUUUGUUCAUUCACUUUUUUGGACGAAGCAGGAGUUCUUUUGACAGUAUUCACUGAUGUCGAAAGAGUUCUAUUUUGUAAUGUUUUAAUUCAUUUUGACAGUUUUUCUCGGCCGUGUCUCUGGUUAAAAUUAAACAAGGAAACGAAAACGAAAUCAAAUUAAGCCAUGACUCGGAAAGUUUUAUGUUCAACCGACAUGUAGGAAAACAGACAUGUAUGCUGUUUUUGUGAGAAAACAGGAAAGAUCAAUAGCGGAAACGCAGUCUGUAUAAAAACUGUAAGACAGCUGCUUAGUGGAAAGAUUUUUGUAACAUUUGUCUUACAGGCCUCCUUUUAAAGCAACACGUCGAACUGUCCAAAUACCACCUCCAUCCCCGCCAAUGUUAGACGACAUACAGUCACAAAUGUCCCAAAACGAUCUCUCUUCCACACAACUUUUCCGUUCAAACGCUGACUAUUUCAACAGCAGGAGAUUUAAAACUUCGUCCCACCCUGUUGACUCAUCAUCGUUUGUUACACAAGCAUCAACUCCAAACAGCUUUGCUAGCCAAUGGAACCAGAAAGAAAGCGAGUGGUUUGUAAGCAGCUCGCAGCGCACCCAAUCCAGGUAUUUACAACCAUCGUUGUUAUACGAUGAAGAAGAAGCUGAUUAUGCGCAUGAAGUAGUGGCACAAGAUUCACCAGAGCUCUUUACUCAACACAGUGUCUUUCAUUUACGUGGUGCUCCGUUCAAUGCGUCUGAAUUGGACAUGGAGAAUUCAGAAGGUACAAUAGCUCUCUUAUGUUGUACUCUUAAGAUGUCGUACAACAGGCAAAGGCUCUUAGGCUUUCCUGAAUUAGUGCUACUACAUUGUAUUGCAUGGUGUUAAAAUAUUUCGAGAAGUAAUAUUAAUAUAAGAAGUAAUAAAAAUUGGUCUUUUUUACCCGUGAUUUCUGAACCUUUGUGUCCUGUUAGUCCCGAAGAUGACUUGCUAAAGAACACUUUUGAUGUUUGGUUACAGGUUUUACGAUAUUACCAAAACGCAAAAUUGGGCUCAGAAUCACCUGUAGUUCACUUAUUUGGAAAACUGAAGCAUGUAGUAACCUUAACUGAUCAGGUUUGAAAACUAACACUCAAACAAAUAUUAGUUUCCCAGCAUUUUAAGCUUAAUGCUAGAUGAAUCUUGAUCAGGAAUGAGUGCACACAUAGCAACGUUUUUCGAAUAAACCAUAUCAAGUUUCAUUUUUUCUUGAAUUAUUUUUUGUCAGGUUUUGCUUUUCAAGAUGAUGUCCCUGAAAAAGAAAAUAAUCAAAGCUUUUAUUUGGCCUCAGUCCCACGGCAUAACUUUGACACUCCAGCUCAACUUUUUAUACCAGGUGAAACGCCAUGUUUUUUGUUACUCUUGUCUUAGUGUGUUGUUGAAUGUUGUCAUAUAUAAUGGCUUUAGAAAUUCAGACAAUUUUGCAAAUUAAUAGAUGUCAAACACAGGUCUACACUAUUGGCAUAGCUUUCAGAGGUGUGUUUUCUACCGAGAGCCACGCAUUACUCACGCGUGACGGGAGUACAUUGCACCUGCCUUCACUUGCCUGAAAAACGUGAAAACGACAAAAACAGGACUUGGUCUGUAGGCUUCGAUCUCGGUGGAUCAAUAGUGACAGACGCAUUAGUAGUUCAAUUUCAAUAAAUAUUUAUCUCACCUUGUCUUUUAUCUUAAGCAAACUUGUUAUUUAUCUGCUCCUUAGACUAUGGAGAUCAACCUGAGAACCCGAAUGCAGGGAUAGGGCUUCGCUCUGUCAAUGAGAUACGUAUCCUCUCUAAAAAUAGGAACACUUUCAAUAGUUAAGUAAGAAAACAAUUUUCAACGAGUUAAACUUACAAUGAUGAGAUCAGAAUAGCGUUUAUUAUACUGCUCGCAGGUAAAUGUAAACGGUCGGAAUACUAGAGUCGGUACCAGAGGAAAGAGAAUCGCGGUUUGUUUCGAAAGAAAGUUUCGUAGUUGAAAAUGAUCGAUCUUUCCGAUGGAAAACUUUAAAAGAAUAUCCCAGUCCGCUUAAACUUCGGAUAAAAGGUUUAUCUUGGUAACUCAUAACAUAAAUUGAUAUUAUCCAGUUGAAGUUCUGAAAAGUAUAUAUGUUGAGCAUCUGUAGAUUUCCUUGAUCAUACAAAGCCAACCCAUUUCGUUCAGUAUUUAGCAAAUUUCCCUACUUUAACAUCGUGCAGUCAAAAGUAUUUGACGAGGUAAGCCUUGCUCUAACAUUGCGGUAAUUAACAUGAGAGUCUUUUCGUGGGAAAUCUGAUAGGGAGGAGAAAUGAUGUAUAAGAGCUACAAAGAGGGGCCAGGCCAUGAACUCAGCGAAGAGCCUCCUUAUAGUCACAUUAAAGUGAUGCCAAUAUGUGAGAUGAAUGGUAACAACUGAUAUUGAUUUUAAUGAACAUUUUCAAAGAUUCCAAUCUACUCUUCUUGACAAAGCAAUGCUUGGCUUUCGAGGCCUAAUAAGGCCGAAACAGCCGUACGUGGCAGCUGACACGAUCGCAUAAUUUUCCCUUGUUUCUUCUCCUUUUCUUCUCUCCUUCUCAAUUUCUUGUUUUUUUAUUCUUUUGUUUGUUUUCGAUACUGGAGGCAUAGUGUCAUUAUCAUUGUUGCCUUGAUGGGCAUUCUGUGUUGCACCACUUGUACCUGUCAUCAAGGUAAAAGGUAGUUUUUGAUACAUCAGAAGCAAUGCUUGAAACAUAACAAUCGGAGCUUGUCAAUCUAUUUGUAGUGGAGGUCUGUUAAAGUAGUAUAUGUAGGUAAGGAUGCUACUGCCUGUGUCGUUUCACCAAGUUCUGAAGCUUUACCUUUUAAUAACAGGUGAUGUACACCGAUAGACCUCUUGUGGUGUGCGCUCCAACAGGUUCUGGAAAAACAGUAAUUUUUGAGCUUGCUGUUAUUCGUCUUCUUAUGAACUGUGAGGGAGGACUAAGUACAGCUAAAGUAGUUUAUAGUAAGUGUCUAUGUAGAUACAACAAUAAAAUCUCAAAGAGCUGAUAAUGUAGCUUUAUAAGGCUUGUCUUCCGGCCUUUCACUGAAUAAAUUCAACAUGAAUUUUGAGACGAUUGCGUUCGUAAAUAUGCAUCACGUUUCUUAUAUUAUUUCCAACGUCAUUUUCGUGUUAAUUUUUUAACGCUCAGUUAAGAUAUAAAUUAAGUCUUUCCGCCUGAUUUUCCUCAUGCACAGUGGCCCCUAUGAAGGCAUUAUGCAGUGAACGCUUCACUGACUGGUCGACUAAAUUUGGACCGUUUGGCUUAAGAUGCAAAGAAGUAACAGGCGAUAGUGAGUUGGAUGACCUCUAUGAACUGCAGAGCGUCCAUGUGAUAAUGACCACUCCUGUAAGUCCAACGAUCGAUCGUACCAUAAGCAUACAUGGACAUUGGUCGCCUGACGAGCCAGUUAACCAGUCAUUUGUUUACUGAGUCAAAACGUCAGUAGGUAGUUGAGUCAAUCAGCGAAUCACUGUAAAGAGUUUCUGAAGCUGGCAUUUCGAGCGUUAGCCCUUCGUCAGAGCGACUAGAAGGGGGCUUUGGAAAAUCUUUACGGUGGUCAGUUUACAUUAUCAACUCAGUUGAUAAAACCAAUUAUCUUAAAUACCCCCCACUGACGUAGUCCUGUAGUUUCUUUAGAAACUUACCCCCUUUCGGUAGUCAGUAGUUCAGUUCGUGUGUCAGCCAGUCAGUAAGUUAUUAGUUAGUUUUUCGAUAACUUAGCCGGCCAGUCACUCAGUCAGUUGGUCUGUCAGCCAGUCAGUCAGUUGGUCUGUCAGCCAGUCAGUCAGUUAUCAGUCAGCCAGUCAGUCAGUUAUCAGUUAGUCAUUCGAUCAUUCAGCCGGCUAGCCAUUCAGUCCGUUGGUUUGUCAGCCACUCAGUCCGUUGGUUUGUCAGCCACUCAGUCAGUUAUCAGUUAGUUAUUCGAUCAGUCAGUCAGGUAAAGUCUCAGCAUCAUUGAAGUCUUUUUUUCCCUUUCGAUCAACAGGAAAAAUGGGACAGCAUGACAAGAAAGUGGAGAGACAACAGAUCCCUCGUGCAGUCAGUCAAGCUUUUUCUUAUUGAUGAGGUACCUGACUUUGAACUGCAACAGGGUUAUGACUGGACGCAAUGAACGCGCAAGUCCUAUUGAUCCAACAUGAUUAACAUAAUUUUUUUGAUAGUAACAGAAUUAUUCAUUACUUUAUAUCUAACUUCGAGAAAGGCUUGAACUUAUAACUUAAUCCUUGAGUAAUCUUUUUUGGGGCUUUAUCGAGUUAAAACUUGUGAAAAUUCAAAAUAGGAAGCAAUUUUCUAUCCAUACUCCCUAAUAUUUUAGGUUCAUCUUAUUAACGAUGACGCAAGAGGAGCCACUGUUGAAGCUGUCAUCAGCCGUAUGAAGACCGUUCAAUCCACUAUGACCCGCUGCAGCACUUCAGGAAAUACCAGCAGUCUUGGUAGAGCGGGCAUGCGACUUUUGGCCAUCUCAGCUACCAUACCAAACGUGGAAGAUGUAAGUUUCCUCAGUAAGGUCACUGGCCAAAAUAGUUACUUUUAGGUCUCUUCACAGCCGAGGGCUUGAUUUGGGAGAGAAACAUGAAUCGAUCUGAAGGAAAAACUUAACACAGGCAGAUCACUCCCUAAACAGAGGUAAUCAUGCUGUAAAGUAAUUCUUCGAUGGAAAAAAGCUUCGACAAUUGUUGUUUCCAGAUAGAUUUGGAAAAUGACUGCUUUUUCGGGGAAAUUUAGAGCUGACCUACGCUUCCCUGUGGGGUAAAAUAUAAGGUUAAAUGUUUAUAUUUCUUUUUAAAACAGAUUUCAGCCUGGCUUGGAGGUAUUGACUCUCCUGCAUCUCACUACAGGUAAGAAAUAAUUGUCCUAAAUUUUUUUACUUCUAGCAUUCUUCGUACACAAGUAUUGCGAAAUGAGAGUUUUGUUCUAAAAACUUUCUAUAAGAAGUAAAAUAAAACAAAGAAAAAGGUAUACAGGAGGGGAGAUUGUAUUCAAUUCCAUCCCUAGCGGCCCCUUCCAAUGGGACUCUAGGACUGGAUGGAAAGCAUAUCACAAAUAUUAUGGCGAAAGCCUUAUUUCUCCUCCCUUUCCACCCCUUUCCCCACCUCUACCUAACCAAGGCAUUCUCGUUUAGACUGAUCUAAAAGCUCUGAUCUCAUUGAAUACCUUCUUUUGCAGUAUGGACGAUUCACACCGACCAGUGAAACUACGUAAAGUUGUUCUUGGUUUUCCUAAGGGGAAUAAUUUCUCUGACUUCCGAUUUGACUUGUCUCUGAAUUAUAAGUUGAGUGGCAUCAUUCAAACUUACUCAGAUCGGAAACCUACUCUUGUGGUGAGCAAAAUAUACCGGAUGGUUACAAAUAAAAAGGUUGAGGUUUAUCUUGUUUAAGGAAGGAGUUAUUCGUGAUAAUGCACAAAUAUGUUUAAUGGCAUGUAUUCCUGCGUUGAAAAAAUAAUAUUGCGGUUUAUUCUAAACUAGUUUUGUUCAACACGCAAGAGUGCUCAGCAAGCAGCACAGACGCUUAUGAAAGACGCACGCUUUAUCAUGAACUCAGAGCACAGACAAAGGUAAACCGAUUGAAUUGUAAUUGUUAGGACUGUAGAGUUUGACCUGUUCCGUUUAGCAAUUAGCUGCAUAACUUAAGGAGAAAUGUAUCAAAAAGUAAAUGUGGCUAUUUGUAAUAGAUCGCGAGUUAAACAACACUCGUUUAUCAUAAAGUCACUAACACCACAAUUAGCCUUACAUGUAACAGUGUCAAAGCCAUGUUACAUUUACGUCAGUGAAACAGUUAUGUUACGACCCAUUGAAGGAUCUACUACAACAUUAAUUAUCUUAUAGGCUUCAGAGGAUUGCUAACUCUCUUCAUGAUUCUAAACUGAGAGGUGAGUGACAUGCAUUGAGCGAAACACUUUGCUUGUGAUGAAAAGCCAAUGAACAGGGGGUGAAGUUAUUUUCAACAAAGCGGGGUCGAAACUUAAUCAGUGAAUUUGUGAUUUUAAUUAGUUUUCACACUAUGUAUCCGUGGUAAGAAAACACCUCGAUGUCAGUCCUAAAGUUAUUGUCUCAUAAGACUAUUUUGAGUACUUGGACAAUUUAAUCGUGGUCUUGGUAGUGUCUUUUGUCUUUUUUUUCACAUACGACUUUACUUUGCAGAGUUAGUGAUGUGUGGGAUUGGGUACCACCAUGCAGGACUCGAUCCCACGGAUCGAAGGAACAUUGAAACAAUGUUCAUCAAAGGCGACUUGCCUGUACUUUGUAAGUAUACACGGAGACUAUCGGGUAGUCUUUGACCCUGAAUAAUUUUUACUCAUUCUUGCCUAUCCAUGUAGUAAACAAGGAGUUUGUCUCAUAUGAACCAAGUAUACAUCUUAGCUCAUCAAUCGGAGUUCUCUUAAAAGAGCUUAGUUUGUUGACCAUCAGCCCGCACGAUCGGAAAUUCUCUGGCUCAAAGAAACUCUGACUUCAUGUUGGUCCCCUACUCUAGCCAAAUGUUUCACUUAUUUCUUCCUUUACUUAGUGAAGAAGUUGUUACCUGAGUAUUAUAGUACUUUUGCUUUCCUUAUUUUUUCAGUUGCAACUAGUACUCUGGCUGUAGGAGUAAGUUUUGUUUCUUUGUGUCUUUUUUAUCGAUUUCCCAAUAAAAAUACGAUAGCAUCUAUAACAUUUCAUAGAGUGGAUCUUCAGAAGAAACCCAUCUUUAUUUGUCACUAGAAAAAGUAAUAUUCGUCAAAGAUUAAUUUGAACAAGAGUUUCAUUGUCAGGUAAAUCUUCCCGCUCAUCUGGUCAUCAUCAAGUCAACAUCUCACUACGUCAUGGGCGUGUUUCAAGAGUACUCAGAAACACAAAUACUUCAGAUGAUUGGAAGGGCAGGAAGACCACAGGUAUUUUCACCGAUACUAAACGUAGCAAGACUGUCAUUUGUGGGAAAAUCCUAAACAUUCGUGAAACAUGGCUGACUUCACCGUUGGCGUUUUGUUUGUUUGAUUAUUGCAAGGGUUUAAUCAUUUACCUGAUAGGAAAUGUUUACAUCUCACAAACCAGUCUCAUUGAAUACGAAUUUUCUUUUUCUUAGUUUGAUUCCUUCGCCACUGCAGUCAUUUUGACAACAAUUGCAAACAAGGUAUGUUAUACUGUGAAAGCUUUGUACGUUCCUCUCUCAUUGAGGAUUUUAAUUUUACAUAUGAAUCCAAAUCAGAGCCGGAGGUCCUUUCCUCAUUUUAAAGCUGUUAAGAUUUCACAAAUACCCUAACAAAUAAGUAAGACUCUCAACAAUCCACGAUUUAUAAUUGCCCGUAUCUCCAUACGGGCCGAGAAAGGGCAUCUUAUGUGGCAUAGUUUUAAGAGAGGAAACAGAUUAUCCUCUCUUGGCAGAAAUUAAAACUUAAGUACGAUUAUGUGCGUUAACCUUAGUGAAAGAAACUGUGCAGUCUACCUUUUUUUUAUCAUCCUUAUUAUUUCCUUAACUUGCAAGAUUUUGAACUCCUUAUUUCUGCCUUGUGAGUCAUUCGUUAAGGAAACAGGUUCAAUUAACGAGGAUGAACCGUGGUUUGUUGCAGGGGGUUUUUGAAAUAAUUUUUGUCUCAGUCGCUCCAAAGGCAGAGAAGUGUAGACCACCAACUUCAUUUCAGCGAAAACUGUUGCGAAAGCAAUUUACUCGAGGAAAAAAAGAAACAAGACAACUGAAUCUAAUGUUUCCGAUCAUUUUAAUAACAUAUUUCUUUCAAAUUCACAAUUGACGUACGUGAAAGCAUUACAAGCGAUUGCAAAGAGCGCAUACGACUUCCACAUUCAUAAAUAUCUUUAACAACACUUUUUCAUAUAUAUAUAUAAAAAAAAGGAAAUCAGUCUUAGAAGAAAAAUGCUGGCACCUCGCGUCAUGUAAAUCACCUGUUAGUAAAAGAACAAUAACAAGAAUAGGUAGUGAAAACCUUGAAAAUAAUGCGUAUCACGGUUCAAGAUUCUGUCUUUAAACCAAGGCUAUCAAUACCUCAAUAAUUCCAAGGCAUAGUCGACUACUUCCUCCGUAUGGAUAAGUUUUAAUGUAUCACCCGACGCGCGUAGGGCAAUCAGUUACUGCAGCCUAGGCUGCAUGAGAUUUUGUACAGCUCAAUCAGAAGAGGGCGUAGCUUGUUGCACUUUCGCUCUUAAUUCUGCAAAGGGUCUCUUGUUUCUACAUCUCCUGGGAGCUGAUCGUGAAGUCUUAAGAAUGAUAACGCAACGAAGAAUUAUUUUAAGAUGAACAUUCAAAUGAAUAUUUAUACAAACCUGCUGGGUCUGGUUCAGCACUUUGCAUGGUGAUCAAGGAUUCACAGUUUCUGAUGGAUUAGUAUCAUAUGAACGAGACUGCUCCACAUAGGGUACUUGAUAGGAUUAGAUGAGAAACUCUAUGUAAGUGUCAAGUGUAAUAACACUAAAUUUCGAAACCACUAAUUGUAGCUACAAUGACAUAAUAAUCUAAAUUCCUAAGAUUAUGAAUACCCCAUACGCAGACUAUGCCUAAUCAUUUGAUUUCUCAAAAUGUAAUUUUAUUUACUCAAAUAGUUGGCGUCCAAAGAUUACUUAAACGGAUAGAGAGACUAUUUUCCUGACAUACACGCUUAUAGAGAGUAGAAAAGAUUAGGUUGCUUAUCAACGAACGCUCUAGGUAUCUCAUGCUUGGGUGUUAAGAGGAACUAGAAUGUAAGUUACAAACCUGUUCGGUAUGGUGAUAAUUGUUGGACUUGUAUCGGGCCAGAUCCAAUGUAGUUAUGAGGAAACGGAUUCUGUUCCGCAGGUAUCCAAAAUCCUUGAUCCAUGUCAGGCAUGUUGUUAUUUGCCCAUUUGUUUGGUCUAAUGUUCAUAGUUAACGGAGUUUUCCAGGUGUUGGAAGAAGAGGGCAGUGGACAUGGUGCUACUCCUGGUAUAGUCCCCACAGGAUUAACAGCACUUGGAUUCUGUUCUGCAGAAAUGUUCAUCGGUGGGGGUGUUGGCCAAUUGUUGGGGAGAAAAGGCCUUGACUGUGGUGCUUCUCCUGGAAACGGCCCCACAAGAUUACUAGGAUCUCGAUUCUGUUUCGUAGGGACACCCCUUCCGUGGUCUGUAUAAGCCAUGUUGGUUGGCCAUGCGUUGGGCACAAGGUUCUUCGGUGUGGGAGUUGGCCAAUUGUUGGGAAGAAAAGGCCUUGGCCAUGGUGCUACUCCUGGAAACGGCCCUACAUGUCUUAUAGGAUGUGGAUUCUGUCUAGUAGAGAAAUUGUUUCCUCGGUCUGUGUAGGCCAUAUUCGUAUUUGGCCAUGCGUUGGGCGCAAUGUUAAUCGGUGGCUGCGUUUGACGAAAGUGAGAGGCAGGAAAAAGUACCCUUGGUGUUUCCAUCCUGCAGUGUCUCCCUAUAAAAGAGAAAAAAAUAUAUUAUCUAUUUAUUAUGAUGGCAACCGGUAUCACGUAUACGUUGCUCGACUUUGUAUUUAACUGCUCUCCAUCUCCUUACAUUCCGUUGAAUCGUGUUGCACUGACUCAGUUUUGUUAAGGGGUAUGCAUAGACAUGUGUUGUAUUGCCAUACCCUCGUAUUCCGUUGUGUUAUAACUGUAGUAAAUUGCGACCUGAUGCAGCACUCUCCUGGGUAGCUUUGUUGGCUCUCUGGCGUUCUUUUUAAAAGAUUUCGCCGUUCCUGUUUGAGAGUUAUUUGUUCUGUUGCAUUCAAUUUGUGCAGUCCUCUGCACUACGUUUUGGCCUAGUAGCCUGUGUUGCGUUGAAUGAGCAAGUUGCAUUAUGCUGUAUUCACCCCGGUAAAAAUCUUAUAUCGUAAUGAAGCGAGAAAAGUCACGUAAUAACAGUUACGUGGCAUUACUUCGCACGCUGCUGAGUUAUAUUGAAUAAUACAUUUGUGUUGUGUCCCUCCCAUCUGAGCUGGGUGGCGUUUUGUUGCAUUCCUCUGCAUCGUGCUGCGCUUAAAAGUUCUCCGUUGCGCUGAGUCACCGAGUUCCAUUAAGCUGAAUUUUACCCUAGACUGUAUGGAUACUUAAGAAGCCAUAUAUAUAAACAAUGAGAUUCACUAAACGUUAGUGUGUAUGAUCUUAGUCUGUACUCUUACUUGAUCUCUCCUACUUACCUGGUGGGCCGGGACAGAUCCUUGGCGGGAGAUAACUUGGUUUGGGAUGGCUCCACGGAGGUGCCUCCAACCCAUGCAUUUGUGGAGGACCGCAUGAACGCAUUCGCCGCCGCUCUUGGGCUAUCGGCUUGUCGUAACGUCUGCCCAUCGAUGCUUUUUUCUUGGGUUGCAUCUCUUUAUUUGGAUAAAAAUUCUGUAGAUAAAUUAUGCCACAGGAAGCCUGUUAACAUAAAUUCCUCGUCAAUCACAUCUAGAAUUAGGUUAUUUAAAGGAAUUUUGAACCUUUUUUUUUUAGGAAGACUGCUUUAGUAUCAAUAAAACAUUUUAGGCUCUGGGUAGAGCUUGUGGAAGAUAACGAUAUUCGUUUUCUAUAGUUAGAUAAAGAAAUGACUAGCUCCAAAAGAAGAAGAGGUUAAUUUCAAAAGAUUCACACAAUCUGCUGAAAAAAAAAUUCUAGACCUUAGUUGCUGGUCGAAAUUCUCUUGCUAGAGGGUUCAAUGUAGUCCCGUUGACACCACUGUGAAAGUAAACAAAACGAAGAGUAUGUUAAGUUGAAUCGUGACUUUGUAAUCAAGUAUUUUGAAAGACAGAACUAUUCUCGACACCCUUCUCCGCUGUACUCUUACCCUCCAACCUAAAACUCAAUCACCGUCUAACAUCUCCGUUAAUUUUUCAGAACAUAAUCUGAGUAAGGAUUGUUUGCCACUAAGCAUUUGCAGGUCCUACUCCUUGAACAGACCAGCUACACAGUAUAAUCAGUGAAAAUUUCGGCCGUGAAAUCUCUUACCUUUCAGAACUGGUGUGCGCAAUAUAUUCACCGUGGCUGUUAUGUUGGGAAACACCAGAGUUCUGCGUCAAAAUUAAAAAAAAAAAAAAAAAACCAUUAAAUGACUAUAAUUAAGUAAUUUGAUCCUAAGUUGUUGUUUUUCCAUUAUUCUGUCAAAUCUCACGUAUUAGAUUGUUUCCUAAAAAAGCAAAAAUUUAUUGCCUGAAAAACGAAUGGAGGCCUUAUCUACCUUUCUAGAAAAAUAGCAAAUUGUCAAACUUGAUAAAACGUCUUUCAUGUCACCUAUAGGAGGCUCAAUUUUUUCUUCAGAGAAGUGAGAAAAUGUUUAACUCAAUAAUACCUCUUUCUUGCGACCUGUAACUUGCCUCAAUUCAGGUUUACAACCACUGUUAUUACCUUUUUCAGACGAACGAAUUCAUGGGUUGGUACUCGUUCAGCUGUCUUUCUGCUGCACUCUGCAUCUUUUUCGUUCCCUCUUUCGGGGUCACACACGUGAACCACCUGUGUAGAACGUGGAAACAAACGUGUCAUGGUGACUUUUUGCAUAACAAACUUUGUCUUCUAAUUUGAAUUAUGGAUCUCUUACUCAAGAACGAAAUGGAGGCUUAAUUCACCCUUUGAGAAAAGUAAGAAAAUGUGAACUUAACGAUACCUCUUUCCUGUAAUCUGUAUCCCUGCUCGACACAGGUUCAAAACCAUUGUUAUCAAUUUUUUCCUCACGAGAGCAAUCGGGGAAUGGUGCCUGUUCAGCUAUCUCUUUGCUGCACUCCGCAUCUUUCUCGUUCCCCAUUUUGGAGUCAUGCACCUGAACCACCUGUGUGGAACGUGGAAAAAAUGUGUCAUGUUGACCUGUCCCAAACCAAACAUUGUCUUCCAAUUUGAAUUAUGGAUCCCUUACUUAAGAACGAAAUGUAGAUUCAAUUUAUCCUUUUAAAAAAGAAGGAAAAUGUGAAACUUCUUAAUACCUCUCUCCUGUCGCAUGUAUCUCGGCUGAAUUCAGGUUUACACCCACUGUUAGUUGCCUUUUGUGCAAGAGCGGACUCAGGAGACUGUACUCGUUCAGCCUUCUCUCUGCUGCACUCUGUAUCUUUCUCAUUUUCUCUUUCGGGAUCUUGCUCCUGAGCCACCUGUGUGGAACAUGGAAACAAGUGUGUCGUAGUGAUUUUUCUCUCAACAAAUGUUGUCUUCCAAUAUGAAUUAUGGAUCCCUUACUUCAGAACGAAAUGGAGGCUCAAUUAUCCCUGUAGCAAUAUAGGAAAACGUUAAACUUAAUGAUAUCUCUUUCCUGUCAUCUGUAUCCCAUGUCAACUCAGGUUCACAACCUUUGUUAUUUACUUUUUCAAAAAGUUAACAACAGUGGUUGUGAACCUGCGUGCAUUCGGGGUAUGGUACUCGUUCAGCUUAACCACCUGUGCGGAAGUGGAAACAAACGUCUCAUAGUGAUCUGUCCCACGUCAAACAUUGUCUUCCAAUUUGAAUUAUGUAUCCUUCUGCUAAGAAUGAAAAGUAGGCCCAAUCUACCCUUUUAAAAAAGAAGAUAACAUUAAACCUGGUAAUACCUCUUUCUUAUCACAUGUAUCCCGGCUAAACUCAGGUUCACAACCAUUGCUAUUGACGUUUUCCACACGAGUGCACUCUGGGGUUGGUACUCUUUCAGCCUUCUCCCCGCACUCUGCAUCUUUCUCGUUUCCUCUUUCGGUAUCUUGCACCUGAACCGCCUGUGUCGAAUGUGGAAACAAACGUGUGGUAAUGAUUUUCCCCAUGGAUCCCUUACUUCAGAACGAAAUGGAUGCUCAAUUUACCGUUUUAGAAAGACCGAAAUGUUAAACUUGAUAAUACCUCUUUCCUGUCAUCUAUAUCCCGGUUCAACUUAGGUUUACAACCACUUUUAUCAGUGUCUUCCCCUCGGGCCCCUUCGGGGAAUGGCACUCGUUCAGCCAUCACUUUGCUGCACCCUACAUCUUUCUCGUUCUCUCUUUCGGGGUUAUGCCCCUGGACCACCUGUGUUAAACGUAGAAAACAAACGUGUUGUAGUGAUGUUUACUAUAACAAACAUUGUCUACCAAUCUGGACAUGGAUCCUUACUUCAGAAUGGAAUGGAGGAUUCAUUUAAUUAUUCAGAAAAUUAGGAAAAUAUUAAACUUAAUAACACCUCUUUCCUGUCAACUUUAUCCCAACUCAACUUAGGAUUACACCCAUUGAUAUUUUUCUGGAUCGAUCGAUCGCCCUAUCUGUCAGACUAGUUGUCUGAAAGUGUGUAUUUGGCUUCAAUUUCUAAGUAUCCAUGUAAAGAGUACUAGUGUUGUGCACUUAAUUUGAUUUUUGGUCUAAUGUGAAGAAAAAAGGGGGUUUUAGGUGGCUCUCGCACUGCCAGGGUCGGUGGUGAUUUUGGUGCUCCUUUUCGAAAACUCUGAUAAUACUAAAUUGAGAUAAAUUGUAUACCUUUUCUACUACGUCGCUUAAAGCAUCCGUGUCAUCACUUCCGAUGAAACCCUUCAUGAUUUCACCGACGGCGAAUAACGCCUGCCACAGUGUGACGAAAGGCAUAGUCGCAAAUAGUGAGAAAGGUUGAGAAAAGUUUGAAUGUGUCUUUGUUAAGUGACGUCACAGAGGUAAUUGAUGCUGCGCGUGCGGUUUUCUAAUCGUUAAUUGGUGAAAUUAGCUGGCUUUUUUCGUCACUGAAACUGUUACUAAGUUAACCAAAAAAAUUAGCCGAUUGCAUGAAAAUAAACAAUAACUGAAACUUCAGUCUAUAUUACGCGCCCUUUAUUAAGCGGUUACUGAUUAAAUUCCCCUAAUUCACGUCCCAUAUGUCCUGUAAUUAAAUCUCUGUAAUCUCCUCAUCUCUAUCAAGUGGAUUCCGACAUCCUUUCUUCUUCCUAAGUUUUACAAUUAUUUUGCUAUGCAUGUCUUUGAAACGGUGACCUUUAAAAAUAACAAAUUAAUUUAAUAGAUUCAAAACCACCGGGCUAUCACAUCUUACGCGGCUAUGGUAGAUUUGAUUUGAUUGAGCAACUUUCAUUCGAAAUCUUUUACUUCUCUUUGAUGCUAUAAUUUAUUUUGCAGGAAAAGUAUACCGGCCUUCUUGAAGGCACUCAGAAAUUGGAGAGCAGGUCUGUUUCGCAUGUGAAGCUUACUAAAUGUUUCGAUUUGCUUUAGCUCUUUUGUUGUGCAGAAAGAAAAGAAGUCUUAAACGCGCGCACAGAAUACUUACCUUAUUUACAAUAGACAGAGGGUCCAGAGAAUGUCAACUCUCCUAUUAUUUCUCAUUCACAGACUUUGUUUUAUUAGAUUAUUGGUCAUUUGCUGUCUAAUGUUCUAGCUGUCAAAUGAAUGGCUGUUUUUCAUAGCCCUUAGCUCAUGAUAUUUGUUUUAAGGCCUCUGCGAGGUGUGGUAAACUAAUCCUUUUUACCUUUUUUACUGAUUGAAUAAUGGUCAAUUGUUUAUUGCAGUUUGCACCAUCACCUAAUCGAGCACUUGAACGCAGAAAUAGUCCUUAACACUAUCACAGACGUUUCUAUUGCCAUAGAGUGGUUGAAGUCCACCUUCUUGUAUAUAAGAAUAUUAAAGAAUCCCACACACUACGGUAUGUGUGGCAUGUACGAUAGGGAUAUUCCAUUGUCAUCCAGCAUCUGGCGAAGUGGACAGAGCUGUAGGUUGAUGGUUCUCCAUAAUAAAAUUCUCCGGUUCAAACGGAGAAUUGAGAAUCCAGUCAUUUAACGAUUGCAACUCAAAUUUAGAAUAAUUUGCAAGCCCAAAGGGGUAUCUCAUCGUUAAAGAUGUUUCUCUAUGUCAAAACCUUUUCAUGUGGUGUCUCUUCCAGCUUGAGGGCUUUUAAUAAGUUUUGAAGUAAAUGGCAAACACUGCUAAGAAGGAGGCAGAUGGAAGUUCUAUCUGUAUUUUGAUGACGUUAAUUUCAGCAAAUAGGCGGAGAUUGCAUUUGAAAUAGACAACAAAAUUCGCCUGUUGCCAGCUGUCAUUGAAUACUGAUUAUUUUUGUUUUCUCGUUCACCUUAUAUAGGGAUACCUGAGGGACUUGAGAAAGAGGGUUUGGAACAAAAGUUACAAGGUAUUCACAACAGCAUUCCUCGAAUUAGUCUAUAAUACUGUUUUAUUUUUAGUUUUUGUUUCUUUCUGCUAGUUUUAUUCUCUGCUUGUUUUUAUCGAUCAAUUCAAGUAAUAUUCUAAGCUAGUCUGGUGUGAUGUAGGCCUACAUGGUACGAAAGAGGCUUGCGUGCUUCUACUUACGAUAAGUAAGUCCUAGUAAUUUUAGCCCUUGCUACCUUAGGUCUGUCGAAUCAGAAAUAAUAUCAUGUAUGUUUUUCUUUUCUUUCUGCAAAAUUCUCAACUAUUGAUAAUCCCAAACCAUUCACUUCGAAGACAAUCCAAGCUCCUUCGAGGAAUAUUUCGUAACUGAAAUUUAUUUAUUUUGCAGAUUUUUGUUUGAAGAGCCUCAACACACUGGAAAAGGCUGGGCUCAUAAAAAUGGACGACGGUUUUGAUCUCAAGCCCACAGGUGCUGAUACAAACCAUUCAGUCUUAAUAGAAUAGAGCACAGUAUAUGAAUUUUAAAACACAUUUUCAAAGUGAACCACAGUAAAAACGUUGGGUUAGGAAUUGAGGCUGGAAGAUAAACUAGUUUAUGACAGAACUGGAGCUAAGAACGCUAUCUACUUACUCGUAGAAUUGAUUCACAUGUGACCUCAUCGCACAAUUUCAGAGCAUUAAUAAGGAAACAGAUGAUCUUCGGUGGGUUAAUCAUAAUAUGAGACCAAAUUAGAUAAAACAUUUACUAGAAGAUAUAUAGCAGCAAUCGAAAAGAAUUACUAAUCAUAUAAGUGGAGUUAACGGUUUACUUUAGAGGUAGAGGGUUUCAUUGACCUCUACUCCUUUUUUCUUUUGAAAGUGAAAUAUUGAUAAUGAUGAUAUAAUCUUUCAUUCAGAGCCAGGUCGCCUGAUGGCCAGAUACUGCAUUGCUUACGACUCCAUGAAACAGUUUCUUAACAUCAAAGGAACGGAAAGUCUUAGUGAUAUGGUGAGUAGUAUUCCUAUUCUGUCUUCGUGCAGCGUUGAUCGAGAAACUUGAUAUUAUUCUUGAAGCACUAAAAAUAUGGCGCAACGUAAUGACUUUCAGGUUGAUCUGGUGUCCAAGUGCAGAGAAUUUUCCGAUGUCAAGCUACGAAUGAACGAAAAACGAGUACUAAAUACUCUAAACAAGGACAAAAACAGCGAAAAUGUAAGGUAUAAUUGUACUACUAGAUGACCCUUUCGGAGCGUAAGUUUAUAUUUCAUGCUCGAGCUGUCAUUUACAAUGAACAGCAAGCUUCAAUGUUUGCUCUGUUUUAUUUCGUUUUUGUCGCUGUUGUUGUUUUUUUUCACGGGAAGGUUUCCAAUCAGUGGAAGAAUCAAGUCAACGGAACAAAAAGUUAAUUGGUAAGAAACUGAAUAAUGCAUUUUUAGUUCCUCUUAAACCUUUCAUGUGAUUAAUUUUGUUAAUGAAAUUCUAAUAACACUUUUUCAGCCUUAUACAAGCCACGCUUGGUUCACUUCCAAUAGCGGAAUUCUCCCUAAGCCAAGAUGUUGCGGUCAGUUUGCACAUUAGCCUUUUAAUUUCACUUCCAAUAUCUAAAAUCAAUCCUCCGCACUGUCGGCCAAAUAUCUCUUAUAAUUUCAUCUCUUAUAGUUUGGUGUUCAAUCGUCAAUUUAAUUUUCAUUUCAUUUUCUUUCUUCUCAUCAAUUUUUUUCCUGAAAAUGUUUUGUUGUUGUGAGGUAUAGAAAAAAUUAUUUUCGGGCAAUCCUGGGAGUGAAGGGUUGAAUGGUCGUAGUGCAUUUUUUUAACCGUAACUCAAGCAUACAAUCCGUUAGAUGGCUUGGAAAAAUCGUUUUGAAUCAGAAAUAUUACAAUUAAAAGACCUUUUGUCUGAAAAUGAAAUUGUUAGGCAGGUUAACGUUUCUUUAAAUCUGAUAGUAGGAAACAUUUCAUUUUGUCGUACUAACUUACAGUUUUUGUUUUGAGCAGAAAAUUUUUCGAGCCGGACAAAGAGUUACUCGCUGUAAGUAACGAAACAAUCUGAAAAAAUUUGCAUAUGUUAACACCAUUCACCCAUUCGGUCUACUUUUAAUAAAUACUCCUCUCUGUAAUAACGGAUUUCUGGAGCUCCGUAUCAUGGAAAGUAACUUUCUGAUGACUAAUAUCUCCACCACAAAAACGUUUCAUAAAAACUCAAUGACGGUUUUUCAAUUUCCAGGUUUGACUGAGCUACAAAUGUUGAAUAAUAAUUUUAUGUCACUUCAGAAUUCAGUCAUUCUCGCGAAGUGUAUGAGAGCAAGGUAACUUUUGUUUGAAAGUUUGUGUUUUUGCUUUUCGUCUCACAACCGAUUCUGUCGUUUGAUUAGAUUCAGUUUUCACAGAAAACUAAUUUGUGCAGUAAACUUGAAAAUUAAAAAUCUGUUGUAGAUUAUGGGAGAAUUCCAAGUUUGUCUCAAGGCAACUAGAGAAAGUUGGUAUGUUAUUCAGCUCUUGGUGCUUUGGUAUCAUUUUAAACAUUGCCCUGUCCACACUAAUGAUAUGACACAUCCUAAAACGGUCUUGAGGGAAAUUUAAUGAGAUCUGAUGGCUAAAUCACUAUUUGAAAGCACAUUUGCUCUUCUUGUUUUUUUGUAUCGGAUAAUCCAUAUAUUUAGACAGGGUGCAAAAUAUUUCUAGUAGGCAGUUAACUCUCACGCUCUGUAUAUUUAAUUCUCUACUAGGCCGCAGAAUAUUUCUUUAUUUAUUCAACCAUUUUUAAAACAUUUGUGAUCCUUGCAAUCUGAUUGGCUCUCACUGGUGUAAUUUAUUCAUAAAUCGCACUAUUUUAUGCUAUAAAUCGGUUUUUUUUUCUCAGCCAAUCAGACAGCUUUACUAAAACACAACAACCAACCAAUUACAACGCUUGUUUAGAGAAAUCAAUUUAAUUGCUGGAAAAUGAAAUACAUCUUUUGCAACUUUUUACAAACCAGCUCAAUAUACUGGAUCAAUAAAAUAUAUGUAGAGACUAACGAAAGUUGACUGAAUUUUGGGAUUUUAAAAUAAAUGUAAUAAAGUGGCAAAUGAACUUCGUGUCCUGCAAAUUUGGUCUGAGAUUAUACUUGUGAUUUCAAAUAACGCGUAUAAUUCCAGACCAAAUUGCAUUCCACUCAGUUCAAUUACUGUACAAUUGUAAAUUGGUUUCGAAAAUUUGGUGUCACAUCAGGUGUCACCCUUCAACGGAUAAGUGUGACAAUUCUCAUCACUUUUUUAAAAGGAUAACGAUUUUAAAGGCUGAAACUCAGCUUCCACUGACAUCCCCUGCGGCAGUCUUUGUUUUAAAUUUUUGUGAAAAUUCUACUUUAUUAUUAUUAUUAUUAUUAUUAUUAUUGUUAUUGUUAUCAUUAUCGUAUCAUUGUUAUUGUUAUUUUGUUAUUAGGACCUUCUUUGUCGGCUAUGAUGGUCAACGCUGGGUUGACAACCCUCAAGAAAAUUGAGGAAACAAAUCCUCGAGAAAUAGAAAUGGUAUAAAAAUCAUUGCAAGUUAUUUUGGCAAUCUCCUUUCAGUCAUUCACUGCGCAUAUAUCAACCUCAACAAUUCAAUAUUACGUGUUGUUAACUUUUCAGAUCGUUAAUCGUCAUCCACCUUUCGGAAGUCAGGUAGGCAUGGUCGGCUUAAUAUAUCUGUGGUUUAUGAAUAAAAACACUUGUCAUAUACAAUAUAUCUCUCCUUCAUUACCUUUAGAUUCGGGAAGCAGCUUCAACUUUACCAAAAUAUGAGGUUUCUGUUCAGCAGGUAUAUUAUUUAGUCCAUCAUUACGGAAUAUAUUUCUUGUGUUGUGUAUUUUGUAUUGUGUGUAGAUGUGUGGGUUGACAGUAGGCGUUUCUGGGGUUGAUCAAACUAACUGACGAUCGAGAGCUGAAUAGAUGCAGUAAAAAGAGUAUUAGCUUUGAAAUUAGUCAUGUAAUGUAAUAUAAUUGCGAUAUUUAGACAGGGUGGCCAAGUUCAGCUCAGAGCUAGUUUAAAUGGGGGGCUGUAUAAACAAUGACAUGGCAGACCACAACACCGGGAGCCACGUUCCUUACUCUUUGCGAGAAGUGUGUUUGUUCUGUAUUGUCCCCUGCUAACCAGUAAAGAGAGAGAGACGGGACCUACGGUUUAUCGUCCUUAUCCAAGAAGACUUAAAUGUCUAACCAAUUGAUGAUGUCAAAUCAAAGGUAGUACAUUCUCCUCAGUUAUAUGAAGACCCUGAGUGUUAAUAGGGUCUAUUGGCAAAUAAGACUUAACUAAAAGGAGGUUAAAAGACUUAUCCUCUCAAUAUGCUGAGAAUUAUUUUUAAAAAAACCGAGUAAAGGCUCAAAAACAUAUUAUUUUUAGGUAGCCUAGCCACGCCGACCAUUCGUCUGACAGCUAAUUUAUGAUUUGCCUCGACCGUCGUCACUGACAACCUAAAGCAAAAAAUAACCUAGUCCUUGAAACUCACUUUCCAAACAAUGAGCAUAACCUACUUGACUUUCGAAAAUAUCAAACAAUGGUUUAUUCACUUCAAAAUUUUCUAUGUUAAAGAAAGGGAAACAUCAGCCAAAUCGUUCCGAGAUUGUAAUUACAGUUACCAUGAUGAACUACAUCAAGCGAAAAGAUGCGAUUGGGUCAGCAAGGAACAGCCACUUCUGCCUUCUGGUGAUCGCUGAUACUGAAAACAACGUGGUGUUCAAACAGAAAUUAGGGUAACCAAAAAUUUGUAUCUCCUCAACACCUGAAACUUUAUCCUCUUUUAGUUUCAUCAACAGGAAAGGUAACAGUUGACUUAAGAUGUUGAUCAUAUAUUUUGAGGUUGAUGAGCUAUCCACUGAACAAACCACUUUCAUUGUUUUUACGACAGAGAUUUUGUGUUUUUGAAAGAGGGAUACUGGAGUAAGAGAGUUGACGUACAGCGAACGGCUACUCAGUCUUCAGAUUUGAACAUACACCUUAUCAGUCAAGAAUACGGUACUAAUACAGGAAUGUAUAUAUCAUUAUUGGAUCAAUAUAGAAACAAUAUCAGUACCUGGGCAACUGCGCACCUACCCCUCCCCCAACUCAACAUUAACCCUAACUUGUUUAAGUGAUUGUUGUUGCGUUAGGGAAGGGGUAGGUGCGUAGUUGUUCAGAUGCUAAAAUUGAUCCAAAAUAUAAAUCAUGUUCGUUCUUUGGUCAGUAAUAUUUCACAAAGUGCUUCAUCUCAGUUUUAUAAUUUGUGGCUCAGCGACGUGCUCGAUGUACUGUUUUCUCCUUCGCUUCCGAUGAUAAAUGUUGCCGUAAAAAUGCUUCUUGUGUUCGUCGUUUUUAAUGUUAUUGAUCAUUUUUUGUGAGCUGUAUUGCCAGGUUUCAAUCCUCUGCUAGCUAUGCUGUCUUAAAUCGAGUCCUUUUUGAAAAUUACACCAGAUCUGUAAAACUCGAUCAAUGUUGCUGUUAGUGGUAACGUUCACUUUAUAGAGAAAACUUACUCGGAAUAUAGGUAAAGAAAUGAUUUCCAUUUUUGUGAUGACUUGUAACUGGGACAAGCGCACAGUUUCUUUUUUUUUCUUUUUCAGUUGGUGUGGACGUGAGUAAACGGUUCUCCCCUCAAUACAGUGUUGGGCGGCCACAUCUUAUCGUACGUAUUAGUAAAUUUUCAAAUUGUAGAUCUGACUUUACUUUGAUAAACCUACUCGAAUUUACUAAUCUUUUAAUCUUAAACUGAAUUUUUGAUCUAACGAGUUAUUUAGUUGGUUAUUACGGUUAAACAUUCUCAAAGCAGAUUCACGACAUCGUAUUCUAACUUUUAUACCUAGUGAGAAAUUGAUAAGGUAUUAUACGUACUAAUGCACCAUGGUAUCUGUUUUAUACUCUUUUUUCUAUAUAGUAAUUUAUUUCUCGAACAGAAAUCGAGGAAACUUAAAAGCCUGAAUACCCCCAGUUUUUUAUGUGUUAUUUUAACUACAGGAUUUGUAAUCGUCUGAAUACAGAUACUUUUUUCCAUUAGAUGAAGAAUGAACCACAGUCAUGUGCUCCUAAACUUGUGAAGAGCAAUGCCUCUAAUUCAGGUAAAUUUUUGUCCUCGUUUUUCAAACUCUCUCCUCACUGUCGCGAGGAGGAAGUGAAUGGAGCCGCGCACAUCUGCAACGAAGCAAAAAAUAUGAUAUGGCUUAGGUCGUCCUAAGGAUAACUUCACUCAUAAUGACGAUCCCAUCAUUUAAUAAUUUUAUACCAUUCGGAUCGUUACACAUUCACAAAAGUAAUCAUUUAAUUUUAUUUACGAUAUGGCUGGACUUCAUAAAAAAGCACUGAAAAAUUAGAUGCUAAGAUAAAAUCCGUUGAGAUAGUGUGAAUCGAAAAAAAAAAAAAAAGAAAAAGAAAAGAAAAAAAAUUGACGAUUGGAAUCCACUUUAACUCUUUUUAUGUCGGGCAGUCGUCUUGAAUGAGAAAAUUUUUUAGAUAUAUUUUUUGGAAUAAUUUGUACAACUGAUGAAAACUCUACCUUUCAUACUCUUCAUAAUCACCACUAAAAUUUCAAAUUCGUUGACUGGAAUACUAAAUUCAUAGACUGGAACACUGAAUUUCUAGACUAUCGAACAUCUCCUGCGUGUUCAGUUCUCACACAUUGUAUUUCUUUCACAUAAGAGUCGAAUAGAAGCAACAGCACAUCCAAGGCCGGAACGUCAAAGGUCGCUUGUAGUCAUCGUUGCCUCAACAAGGAAGUAUAUCUUUUGAGAGUUAAUCAUACCUAUAUUCCUCUUCACAGACCUUUAAUUAUAUGUAAUUAAGGUAUCGGUCGGUGUCAGUCUGUAUCCAUCAGUAAUUUCGUAGAAAUAGUGAAAAUUAGGGAUAUUAGUCCACCAUCAGUAGCAUUCUUUUGUAAAACUUUGUGAUUAAUUCUCUUCGGGUCAUGCACAUUUUGCGCAUUGAUAGGCUUAUAAUUUGAUACAUUUACAUUUCGUAUCAAUUAAAACUUCCUUGACAAAACACACAUGUGGCCAUGAAUGCUGCAAACAAGGCGUCAACUCUAAGACAAGGAAAAGGAAGUCACAGGUAAGUUGACUUGAAUGACUCUAUUUGUUUUGGGUCUUUUGUUUUUGUUGUUGUUGUUUUUGAUUUUUUUCAAUAUUCUUUUCCAAUCCAACAAGACUGGGCGUAUCAUUGCUUGCACCAACUAUCUUGCUCCAGCCAGUCCUCGGCGUAUAUUUACAUGUGUGAAUUUUGGCAAUGGUUAGCGGUAGUUACAUAGGGUCACUCUUUGCGCAGGUCUUCAAUAGAUAGUUCCAUAGAAAGCGUAAGAACCUCUUACAAGUGAGAACAGCCUUAACGCCUUAACAACUUAAGCUGAUGAAGUGAUCAUUAACCAUCAGCUUGUAUCAUGACUUGUUUAGGUGGAACAGAAUAAAGAACCAAAUUGUUCACCAUUGAUGAGUACACCAACUAUAGGUAAACCGCUUUCAAUUGAUCCUUAAUGAUUUGAUUAGUUAUGGACUCUCAUUAAAAACAUUCUUAAAAACGAUUAUUCAUGGUCAAAUAAAUUAUUUACUGCACUUUGCUCUGUAGAUAAUCAAAGAAAAAUUACCGAGGUGGAUGAACACGGAAAUAUGAAUUCCUUCCUGAAAAACCUUCACAUAAGAGCGCAAGCCAUUCCUGGCACGCCAGCCAAACGCUUAAAGGUAACUGCCAGUACUAGUUACCCACUGUUCGACGCAUAAUGAAACAUACAUGAGGGUUAUUUUAUAAUAUGAAGAUCCCCUUGCAUUGUUGUCUGAGUUAACUCAAAAGUCUCAUCAUGAUCAUUGCUCUAAAGCCAUCGGCGCCGGAGACCGUUGGAGCCAGCUAUGUGGAUUUAACACUGGACAAAAGAUUUGGUUAUACGCGCAGGAUCCCUUUUCACAUCUGUGAAGAGAGAAGCGAGGAGACUGUGGUUGGUGAGAAAGAACAUACAGGAAGCCUUUGUUGGGAAGAAGUUGACUGGCAUUUAAGAAAAAGAGAAGAACAAAGGGAUACCAGUAAAGAUGAAGGUAUCAUUGUGUUUCAUUGUCUCGUUUUGAGGACCAAUAUUCGCGUUUUUGUUUCUUUCCCUCCUAAUGUAAGGCCAUAGGAUUUUACUCAAUCAUUUUUUAAUGUGAUCUAGUACGUACGUUCUUUCUGACGCAAACUGAAUUUCAUAGGGGUGUAAAUACCAAGAAUACCACACACCCUCCCUAAAAUUUGGACGACCCCGUAUACGGACGUUAUUGUGCUACGGAGUGUCAUUAUACCACAGGGUCCCCUGGUCAGUUGUAAAGACAACAAUUCGCUUACUGGGGCCACUUUUAACACACGGAUGUCUAAUGCAAAAUCGUUAGGGAACAAAUAAUGUUAUCUUAAAGGAAAAAUUAAAAUGUUUCACCAUUUCUUUAGAUCAGUUUGAUGAUGAGCUGCCUUGCUUUAGCUUGAAUGAGCUAUGGAAUGACGAUGAAUUAGCCUUGACUUUAAAUGUUGAAAGCGAUCCUCACACCAGCCCACAGGAGCUGCACUUGCGGCAAAAGAGGAACAAGUCUUUGCACUCUCUUUUCUUCGACGUGGCUGCUCCAGAAAACCGCCAGAAGAUAUCAGUUGUCGAAAGGCCGAUGCCAAGAAGCUCUCGAUUCAAAGCAGAAUCUAACGCGAGAGUAAACUCAUGUGCUCCCUUAUUUCUAGGCAGCAGUCAAUCUAAUAGGCACUUGAGGAGAAUUCCCCUGCCUGUACUACCACCCCCACCCACCCCUGAAGCAGAGGAUUUUGAUCUAACAGGUUACUCCGGGUCCGCAAGAGGUACAUGUAGCAGUUAUUGGAAUAAAGGGCAACUAAAUCUCACUAGCACAGGAAGAAUGAAACAGUGUUCUAGGCUGAGAUCGCCAUCGGAGGACCCCUAUGAUGUUCUAGAGGCAGAAGAUUGGAAUAUCCUGCCUGUUGUUUCUAAGCCUGAAGGACAGACCAACGCUUUAAGCUCGAAGAAGAAGACAGAGAAUGAAACUAAUCUUUUAGGCUCUCAGAGUUCAACCACGUUGGAUACACCAUCAAUGCAAGGAAGCAGUUGUUUACAGAAAGAGAACGUGAUAGCAGUCGAAGAUGAGUGCGCACAGCGAUAUCAGCAAAGGUAUCGUAUUUGCAUUGUACUGAUUCGUUUGUGACCCAAAACUAAAAGAUGCGCGUAGAAAAAUGAAGAAAUUGUCUGAAAGCAUGAACGCAUUAUUCGUGAAGGAGAAAAUAUGAAAUAAGGAAGCAUCUCUAACUCUAAUCCGAUGACAUUUAUAUUUUAUCAUUGCCACACGUGAAGAUGUUUGACGAUUCUGUAAAAUCAACUUUUAACCUUUUUUCUUUUAUUUUAGUCCCUGUUCUGCCUCCUUCUUUUGUUCUAAGUCUUCUGAGAGGUAGGUUUCCACUUGCAAAGGCAUAUAGUAAGCCACACGCUUCUGCAACGUCUGUAUUCAUUAACGAUCAAAGUUGUUAGGCCUAAGCUAUUAUGAUAAUCUUUGAAAUAUUAACUGGGUUUAAUUUUAUCAAUAACAUGACUUCCGGUUACCGAUUUUUUUGACCUAAAGAAAUGAAGUUAUACAUAGCAAAAUAUUUGACUUCGUAAUGGCGAGCAGUGUUGCUUUCCGACCCAUAACUACCCCGCUUUUACCCAUUACAGCUGUGAACAAGACUUCGAAGAGAAAGACGCAUUUGCAGGGAUUUUCAAUGGAUUGUUAUAGACUGAAAAUGGAAAAUAAGACGGGGGAAGAAAAGGGUUCGUGUGAACUCUACUAUCAAGACAAUGAGAAAGUAUUGCGAACAUUUUGUCAACAAAUAACCACAUUUCAAAGUUAUCUCGAAAUUUUGAGUUGGACCGUGAUAAAACAGUUAAAUUGGAUUUUUCAGUUUGAUGUCAGUUUGUAUUCUUUCGCAGACAUCUACUAAUUUAGCUUGAUUAGAUUGUAACCGGUUAUCUUUCGUAUUUUAUUACUUUCACCAAAUGUGUUUUAUGCACCAUAACAGCAACAAAUCCUACGAGGUCU